AUGUCCAAGGGCACAUUUUUGGAGUUGGUCGCCGCUCUCCGUCCAACGCUUCAGCGAAAGACAACAACCUUCCGCUCCCCGAUUUCUGUUGAGCGCAGAGUAGCUGUUGCGAUCUGGUGGCUUGCAAGCGGCACGAGUUACCAGGUCACCAGUGACUUGUUCGGACUUGGCAAGUCAACUGUUGCCUCGGCAGUUGUAGAAUUCUGCCUUGCCGUCGAGCUCCACCUGCUUUCCCGAACGGUUCUCUUUGGAGACUCUAUUACCCAGAUAAUGGAUGGCUUCAGGAGGAUGGGGUUUCCUCACUGCGUGGGAGCAGUCGACGGGACACAUAUCGCCAUUUGUGCCCCUGGUGGCCAUCCAGAGCAGUAUGGCAACAGGAAAAACUUCUCCUCGAUACUGCUCCAGGGGACUGUGGACCACAGAGGAAGGUUUGUGGACGCCGAGGUGGGGUGGAGUGGCAAAAACCAUGAUGCGUUUGUUUUUGCCCACUCCGCCCUGUGUUCUGCGAUGGACUCUGGCGCACUGAUCCCCGAUAACCACGACAUGGUUUUGGAUGGGAUUAGAAUUCCACCUGUGAUUUUGGCUGACGGUGCAUAUCCCAUGCGCAGAUGGCUCAUGAAGCCAUACGGCCGAACCGCAACAACGACCGCACAGCGGAAUUUUGAUCGGCAACUUGCUCGCUGUAGGAACGUGGUGGAAAGGAGCUUCGGUAGAUUGAAAUCCAGGUGGAGGUGUCUCUCACACAGGCUGCAGAUUAGAGAGCAAAAUGUCAUCUCAGUUGUGACUGCAUGUGUGGUGCUCCACAAUUUGUGCGAGAGCAAAGGUCACCCGAUAGUGGGUGGCGGUGAAUGCCCCUCACCGGUGCUGCUGUCCCAACAGGAGGAGCAAGAUUACAAUGGCAACACCGGGUACCUUGCGGAGGGCAAGAUGGUCCGCGAUGCCCUUGCCAGACAUAUCUUGGGAAGGAUGGACUCACUCUGA
Molecule: messenger RNA, 981 nt
Organism: Eublepharis macularius
Lineage: Eukaryota; Metazoa; Chordata; Lepidosauria; Squamata; Eublepharidae
Exons: 2
Coding region: 1-981 (326 amino acids)
Source: RefSeq, a predicted model, not a curated record